AUGAGGACGACCCGCGCCAAACCGGGCUUCCUGCGCGUGCUCUCCUUGUCCUGUUUCAUCUACCUCCUCUGGUCCGCGUGCACCGGAGUCGUGGCCGACCGCCGGGUGGCCUCCCACCAGCCCACGCUGAAGCGCAGCCGUCGGAGUUACCAGAGCGCCAAGCACAAAGGCGCGCACCACCGGCCGCUGACGGACGAGCAGAAAGCGGACCAGAACCUGCAGUUCAUGCUCAGCCUGUACCGUAGUGCCGCCGAGCCGGACGGGCGGCCCAAACAGCACCGCAAGUUCGGAUCCAACACCGUGCGCCUGCUCAAGCCCUGCGCGUCCUCGGUGCACUACCUGCCCGCUUCUGGAGAUCACUGCUACACCUUCACUGUGCAGUAUAACCUUGACACUCUUCCCUCGGAGCAGCUGGUCAGAGCGUCCUUCAUCCACCUGCGCUCCUCCCCUUCCUCUUCCCCGGGCCUUCCCAGCGCCGCCCAGGCUGCCGAGCCACCCCGCUGCAGGGCUCAGAUCACCUCGCUGGGCGCCAAGACCCUGGUCACCCUGGAGCCCCACGAGCAGUGGACGGAGACAGACAUCACGGCACACAUCAGCGGCCACUUCCUGCAGGGGAAAGGCGGCGGCGACGAGGCGGGCCACUUGACGCUCACCGCCCAGUACUGGUGCGCAGACGCCGAACACCCGGCCGCCGCCGCCGCCGACGACGGCCGGCCGUGGUGGCUGCCCCGCCUCGCUGGGAGAAAGCAGUGGAGCGGCGAGCCCCACCUGGAACUCCCGUCUCUUCUGCUGUACCUGGAGGAGGACAGGGAGGUGAAGGACUGGAUGGGGGACCUGCUCGGGGCCGAGGGGGAAAGCAUCAUGAUGCAGAUCGGGCGGUGGCACCCGUCGGCCCGCCGCCGCCGCUCCCAAGACUCCACGUCUCCGGAGCCGAAAGAUUCCUCAUUGGACGCUCUGAAGAACGCGCCGUCCUCCUCCUCGUCCUUCUCCACCUCCCACUCCGCCUCCAUCAUCUCCGACAUCCCCGCCCUCAAGCACAAGGCCGGCGCGCCCAAGAACCGCUGCAAGCUGCACUCCUUCCGCCUGUCCUUCGACGAGCUGGGCUGGGGCCACUACUUCAUCGCCCCGCCGGUGUACAACCCCCGCUUCUGCCAGGGCGACUGCCCCAGGGUGCUCCACUACGGCUACCACUCCCCCAACCACGCCAUCAUCCAGACGGCCAUCAACGACCUGGGCCUGGGCGACGUCCCCCCGCCGUCCUGCGUGCCCUACAAGUACAUGCCCAUGAGCGUGCUGGUGGUGCACAAGAAGAAGGUGGAGUACCGGGAGCUGGAGGACAUGGUGGCGGAGUCCUGCACGUGCCGCUAG
Molecule: messenger RNA, 1368 nt
Organism: Salarias fasciatus (jewelled blenny)
Lineage: Eukaryota; Metazoa; Chordata; Actinopteri; Blenniiformes; Blenniidae
Gene: bmp15
Product: bone morphogenetic protein 15
Exons: 2
Coding region: 1-1368 (455 amino acids)
Cellular component (GO): extracellular region
Molecular function (GO): growth factor activity; cytokine activity
Source: RefSeq, a predicted model, not a curated record